Molecule: messenger RNA, 1381 nt
Organism: Drosophila serrata
Lineage: Eukaryota; Metazoa; Arthropoda; Insecta; Diptera; Drosophilidae
Gene: Adk1
Product: Adenosine kinase 1
Biological process (GO): purine nucleobase metabolic process; purine ribonucleoside salvage
Cellular component (GO): cytosol; nucleus
Molecular function (GO): adenosine kinase activity
Source: RefSeq, a predicted model, not a curated record
CGAGCUGAAUGGGGAAUGACUGCUUUUCUCCUCCACUCACAACACUCGUUAAAUCAUUCAAAAUUCAGUAUAAAGUCAGGCAGCAUGAAAACGAGCUAGACCUGGAAGCCAAUCCUUAGGACGCAAGUGCAGGAUCGAUGCAGGAUCAACCAACCAGCCUUAAGUCAAUCUCAGUGCUCCAAUCCAUUAGAUAUAUCAGACACUUUGGGUCUCGAGCUUCUGUCAGGAGUUUUUGAUACUCCCAAAAACAACCCAAGAUGGAGCUGCCGGAGGGAAUCAUAAUUGGCUUCGGCAAUCCCCUGCUGGACAUCACCUGCAUUGUCGAGGACAAUGUGAUCCUUGAAAAAUUUGGCCUGGCCGCGAACGCCGCUGUCAUUGCCGAGGAAAAACACGACACCCUCUUUGACGAACUGAUGAACAUGGAGAACGUCAUCUAUUCGGCGGGCGGAGCUUGCCAGAAUUCGAUGAGAAUCUUCCAGUGGAUCGUUCAGACCCCCGGUAGAGGAAUCUUCUCUGGCGCUGUGGGGAACGAUAAGCUAGGUGAACGUAUCGCCAAGAGGGCUAAGGCAGAUGGCCUGACAACCCUAUAUCAGAUUAGGGACGAGCUGCCAACAGGUUCUUGUGCCGUGAUCAUGAACGGCUUGAACCGUUCGAUGGUGGCCAAUCUCGGUGCAGCCUCUAUGUUUACCGAAGAUUGGAUGGAGGAGGAGGAGAACAUCUGCUGGCUAGAUCGAGCUCAGUAUUUCUACUUCACCGGUUUCUUCCUGGCCGUUUGUCCGAUCGUUGUGGAGCGCGUUGCCAAAAUGUGCUCCGAGUCCAAUCGCAUUAUGAUCCUCAAUUUUAGCGCCGUGUUUGUGCUGCAGAUGCAGCGCGCCUCACUGCUUCAGACCCUGCAGUACGUGGACAUCAUAAUCUGCAAUAAGGACGAGGCCCUUGCCUUUGCCGAUUCCAGUGACUGGAAGACGAAGAACAUUUUUGAGGUCGGCAACCGGUUGCAGACCAUGCCCAAGGCAAACAACCAUCCGCGCCUGGUUGUUAUCACCGAUCCCUUAUGCCCUGUGCUCUGCUUCCAGGAGAACGAGCGCGUCCUGGAGUACCCCGUGCCGAAGGUGGAAAAGAGUAAGAUCGUUGACAUCAACGGCUGCAACGACGCAUUCAUCGGUGGGUUCCUUUCCAUGUAUGUCCAAAAAAUGCCACUGGACUACUGCAUCCGCACCGCCAUAUUCGCUUCCCAGCAGACUCAAAACGUAAUUGGCGUCCAGGUCGAAAAGCUGCCGAAAUUUAGUGAGGCGUGCAUGUAAAAUUUAAUCAAGGCCCACACAGAUGACCGGAACUUUAUUACAAUAAAUUCUAAGUCGAAUUAUCUUGGUCAGAGAUCAUA